UAUCCAAAAUUGAAUAACGUUAAUCAUAUUAUUUUAUUGUAACAUGGCAAGAGCAAAUGUAUCUGUAAGUGAUGAUCAAAAUUUCAGAAGUCGCUGUGAGCAAGAACAAAAAGCAUUUGAUGAUUGGCCUAAUAAAUGGGAGUGGAUAUUAGAUGAAUAUAAAGAAAGAAAUGAAAAAUUAAAUGCCGUAAAGAAAAAUGCAAUGAUGAGAAAGGGCAAUUUAAACAUGGAUCCUAGAAGUGUGCUACCUUUUCCUAACACAACAUCAAGAGAAAUUGGUUGGUUAUCAAGUAAACAAGAAUUUCAAUUAGAAAUAUUUGGGCCAUACAUUACACAUUUGCCAAUUGAAAUAAAAUCAAAUUACAAGAAUGAUUUUUAGGUAUAUAUAUUAAAACAUAUACUAUAAUGUAUGU
Molecule: messenger RNA, 413 nt
Organism: Acyrthosiphon pisum (pea aphid)
Lineage: Eukaryota; Metazoa; Arthropoda; Insecta; Hemiptera; Aphididae
Exons: 3
Coding region: 44-379 (111 amino acids)
Source: RefSeq, a predicted model, not a curated record